UCGUCAUGGUAACGGAAAGCCUAAGAAUGGUAGGACACUCGGAGGCUGAAGAGAAGCUCGGCUCCUUCCUCCUUCCUGUUCAAGUCAAAGUCUGUUCUAAAACAGUCGGAGCAGUUGGAAACCACACGUAAGCUCUAGCCUGUGUGAGAAUAUUUAGAUUUAAUACUGCAACAAAAGACGAAGAGAAGGAACUCUUGAUUGCAAGUAGAAACGGACCACAUGGCUACUGUGAAAGAAACCACAGGAAUGAGAUGGAGCAUAGCUCAGCCGAGUGUGAGGGCAAAGAGCAGUUUGGUGUGUAUCAGACCGGGAACAUGGAAUCUGGUCCCAUCUUUUUGCGGGCCAAAGCACGGCUUUAAACAGGAUCAGCUCUGUCAUCCCUCCUUCAGGGAACUGCAGGCUAAGAUAAAAGCGGAAAACGAGAAGGAACAAGAAUUAUUUCAGCGUUUAUCGAAUCGAGACAAGGGGUUAAUGAAGGAGAUGGAGUCUUUCCUGACUCAGAGAAACAUACAAGAGCUCAGGAAGAAGGAGCUCAUACACAAGCGCUGGACUGAAAAUGUGUGGUUCCCCAUCCAGACGAGAGUGGAGAAACAUAUCGCCUCCUGCUACUUCAUGGACUCCAUGAGAUACCAGAUCAUGCACAGUCAUUACCUCCUACACUGUCAAUCUAAGAUAAGAACAUCAGGCUCAAGGGAGAUACGUCAAUUAAAUCUUCAAUUAAAGAAAAAAUUAAGAGAAAAGAGACGGACUACUCCUUGUCAAGCAGGAUCCAAUAAAACCUUGGGGCGACCUCGGACUGAUUGCUGUCAUACCAACUCUCUGAUGUCUCAGGCUAACUGGCUUCUUCAGACCUUAUAGUCUCAUCUGUUUCCUGCAUUCAUCGGUGCUCCAGAAUAGGAUGAAGUCAAGGAAAUCGAAGAAGCUGCCUGUUUUCUAAAUGUGAAUAUUUCCAACCAAGAGGUUUACCGCAUCUAAACUCACCCUUACCAGCGACUGCAUCCAAAUAAAACCUACGUAUGUUGCCAA
Molecule: messenger RNA, 1026 nt
Organism: Gambusia affinis (western mosquitofish)
Lineage: Eukaryota; Metazoa; Chordata; Actinopteri; Cyprinodontiformes; Poeciliidae
Gene: fam228a
Product: family with sequence similarity 228 member A
Exons: 6
Coding region: 220-858 (212 amino acids)
Source: RefSeq, a predicted model, not a curated record